GUGAGUGGCCUGCAAAUCGUACUUAUAAACAGCACAAUGAGCCUUCAAUAUUCAUCCAUAGCGCGUGGACUGCUGAACAUCAUGUCUCAAGAUCAAGAAAGCGCCAAAAAACGUGUUUACUUUAGACUCAAAGACGACUUAGUCUUAGUGCGUUCUUCCCUGGCAAGAAAUCCAUGGGAGAAUCCUCCCAAUUGGGAGGCUGUUCGCCUCGACGUGUGUAAAAGUCUCCACGUUGAUAGUUUACGAACUAUUCGUGAGAGGAUGGAACUCCUCAUCAAAUCGUUCAAGAGGGAGGACAGAUUGCGGAAAUCCAAAUAA
Messenger RNA from Owenia fusiformis, 318 nucleotides. The record is from the annotation of a GenBank genome assembly. NCBI's taxonomy places the organism in Eukaryota, Metazoa, Annelida, Polychaeta, Sabellida, Oweniidae.